Messenger RNA from Phragmites australis (common reed), 972 nucleotides. Its product is annotated as probable plastid-lipid-associated protein 4, chloroplastic. The coding region runs from base 92 to 889 and encodes 265 amino acids. The transcript has 6 exons. The record is from RefSeq and is a predicted model, not a curated record. NCBI's taxonomy places the organism in Eukaryota, Viridiplantae, Streptophyta, Magnoliopsida, Poales, Poaceae.
ACUCCCUUGUCUUAUCCGAGAAAUCGCGCACGGGACUUCCACCGCAAUCACACGCAAAAAUCCCACCGCCUCCCUCCGCUCCCGCCGCGCCAUGGCGCCCGCCUCUCUCCCGCUCCCCUUCUCUGUCCCGUGCGCGCCCGGCGCCUCGCUCCCGCUGCUCGCCAGCCCCGGCCCCGGCGUCGCCGCUACAUCCCACCUUCUCGCGUCUUCGCGGAGCACAGGCCACGAGAGAGGGCCGGGCCUUGCGCUGGUCGCGGCCGCGGCACCGGGCGGGCGCCAGGGCGGGGGCAGGUGGAGGGCGGGUGUGUCGUCCUUCUUCUUCCUGCCGCCGUUUCUCACGGGGAAGGGGGAGAAGGACGCUGAGAAGGCGGAGCGGCUCAAGGAGGAACUCCUCGCCGCCAUCGUGCCGCUCGACCGCGGCGUCGAGGCUACGCCGGAGGACAAGGAGCGCAUCGAGCAAAUUGUUCAGCAAUUGGAAGCGGUGAACCCAGUGAAGGAGCCGCUCAAGUCCGAUCUCCUCAACGGGAAAUGGGAGCUUCUGUACACCACCUCGACAUCCAUACUGCAACCAAAUAGGCCAAAGUUUCUGAGGCCAUUUGGGAAGAUUUACCAAGCAAUCAACACCGACACUUUAAGAGCCCAAAAUAUCGAAACAUGGCCUUACUUUAAUCAGGUUACCGCCAACUUGGUGCCUCUGAAUCCUAAAAGAGUGGCGGUUAAAUUUGACUACUUCAAAAUAUUUAGUUUGAUCCGAAUCAAAUCGCCCGGAAGUGGUAAAGGUGAACUAGAAAUUACGUACCUUGAUGAAGAGCUCAGGGUUUCAAGAGGCGACAAGGGAAACUUGUUCGUACUGAAGAUGAUCGACCCAACGUACAGAGUCCCAUUGUAAUAAUUACUAGAUGAUAAUAUAUGACGCAACUCGUUCCAGAAUUAUAUAUAUUACUACUAGAGUUAGGUGCCAACCAUCCGAAA